Molecule: messenger RNA, 937 nt
Organism: Arabidopsis lyrata subsp. lyrata
Lineage: Eukaryota; Viridiplantae; Streptophyta; Magnoliopsida; Brassicales; Brassicaceae
Exons: 1
Coding region: 120-575 (151 amino acids)
Source: RefSeq, a predicted model, not a curated record
GUUACUAAAUUCUUUAUAUCAAAGGAUUCUGGAUUGAUCUACUGCCAUAAUAAGAAAAAUGUGAUCGUGUUCUCAAUUCUGUAUUUAAUAUACCGUAUAUAUUUGUAUGCAUACAUUAGAUGCGUAAAAGUGAGAAGAAGAAAAUUUUUUUAAGAAUCAGAAUGAAAGAACAGAUCUUUUACCAGUUUCUAGUCGUAAUCAUGUUGUUGUCAUCAUCUCAAAUUCAGGGGGAGAGAUGUGAUGAUUCAGGCAUAGAAUUUCUGAGGGGAUGUCCAGAUUCUAUCGACAAGGAGCUGCCAACUCCACCAAGACCAUCCCAAGAUUGUUGCACUCUUGUCCGAAUCAUCGGGAUGAAAUGCAUAUGCGAAGUCAUCAAUAAGAGAAUCGAAGCCGUCAUUGAUAUGCAAAAGCUAGUCAAUGUCGCGGCUGCUUGUGGCAGCCCUCUUGCUCCUGGUUCACAUUGCGGAAGUAAGUCCCUACCCACUUUUUUUUUUUUUCCGGUCAAUAUAAUUCGGUUUGCAAUUGUUUUUGUUGGAUUUUACAAAUUUAAUAAAUUCAUUUCUUCAUUUAAUUAGUUAUAAGUUUUAGGUUAUGGUAUCUUAAUUAUACAUUUCAUUUGUUUGUGAUUUUUUCACAGGCUACCUAGUUCCCGGUGGCAUGGUGAGACAUCAUCACGGGUAAUUUGAAGACCGCCCCUAUUCUCUAUCUUAUUGAACUUGCCUAGUUUGUAUGGCUUCUAGAAAUAAAUAAUUCCAAUUCAAUAUUGCUACGUACAAUAAUAUGUUUUUUUUUUUUUUUUGUUCAAAGCGUACAAUAUGUUUCCAAAAACACAUAUUUGGCAAAUCAAAUUAGAUUUUAAAAUAUUAAUGGAGAAAAAUACCUGUAUGUUACAAAUUCUAAUUAGGUAUGCAUUUUACCGGUUAUUAAAUGUGAGAGA